Arabidopsis lyrata subsp. lyrata is the source of this 868-nucleotide messenger RNA. RefSeq names its product defensin-like protein 163. The record is from RefSeq and is a predicted model, not a curated record. The coding region runs from base 180 to 410 and encodes 76 amino acids. NCBI's taxonomy places the organism in Eukaryota, Viridiplantae, Streptophyta, Magnoliopsida, Brassicales, Brassicaceae. The transcript is spliced from 2 exons.
UUUUGGUCAAAGUCUUCAUAAUUUUGUAUAUAUGUUUCCUAUAAAGAGUUAUUAUAUAUCAUGUACCAUUUUUCACAGUCUAUAAAAAGGUCAUUUCUCUAUACCAUUUUCAAUAUCAAAAAGUUUCUUCAAACAAACAAGUAUUAGAUUAACACUAUCUUCUUAAUUUUCAGAAAUUCAUGGCUAAACUAUUAUGUUCGUAUCUAUUCAUCUCCAUGUUUGUUCUCUCAGUUUUUUUGGCUUUGCCAAAUGCAGAGGGAGCGAAUAUAAAAAGAUGUGUUGUGGACGUGAAGCUUAGCAAGCCAUGCACUUUUCAAGAAUGCAUACCACUUUGUUUUCAAAAGUACAACGGGAAUGGCGUUUGUACCGGAAAUAAAAACCAAAUUUGCACUUGCGCUUACAACUGUUAAGCUAAUAUGUUUGUUAAACUUGACCAAAAAUAUUUAAUGUUAUGGUGCCUUAAUAAUCCUUGACUUCAUGUAUUUGGAGAAUAUGAUAAUAUGAAUAAAGAUCUAUUAAAUAUUCUAUUUGAUUUUCAAUUAAAACCGGGAUUCAUGUGAGUGAUCAACGAGUUCAUUCUUAAACCGAUGCAAAUCCAAGAUUUUAAAACUUAACCGACGAUAGAGGGCUGCCCAAUAUAUGGCACAAUAGAACUAAUGAACUAUAAUGCGAAACCAUAUGACACAACUAAAUAUAUUAAUAUAUUUUUGAAAUAAUUUUGUUUGGCAUAAACUUAAACUAAACUUUAUAAACUUUUUGCUAAAUUAUGAAAAACAUACCACAUAUUAAUUCUACUUGCUAUAUCAUAUAUCAAAAUAUUAGUUCUCAAUUUCUCAUAGAAAAGUUAUCUAAAUAGUAUCGAGAUGUC